Molecule: messenger RNA, 3459 nt
Organism: Selaginella moellendorffii
Lineage: Eukaryota; Viridiplantae; Streptophyta; Lycopodiopsida; Selaginellales; Selaginellaceae
Product: receptor-like protein kinase 5
Exons: 2
Coding region: 14-3112 (1032 amino acids)
Biological process (GO): protein phosphorylation; hormone-mediated signaling pathway
Cellular component (GO): plasma membrane
Molecular function (GO): protein binding; ATP binding; protein kinase activity
Source: RefSeq, a predicted model, not a curated record
AAUUCUCGAAGAAAUGCAUCCAUUACAAGCAAAGAAAGUAGUAUUAUCACGCAAACAAAAACAAGCUCUCUUUCGUCAAAACUGCCGGCUAGUCCAAGUCCCACGCUCUUUUAGUGAGGACUUUGACGCUCAUCCAUCCAUGGAAUGGCUCCGGGAUCUCCUUGCCUUCUGCCUGGCCAUCGCCAUUCUUCCACUCACUCGGGCAGCAACCGAGCGGGAGCUCCUGCUGGAAUUCAAGCGCGGCAUCGUCGAUCCUCGCAACGUUCUAGAGAGCUGGAACGCUUCUACCAAUCCGCAGGUCUGUAGCUGGAAGGGAAUCGAAUGCGAUGGCGGCGACGGUGUGGUGGGGAUCAACUUGGAGCACUUCCAGCUCAAUGGGACCAUGUCUCCAGUUAUCUGUGAGUUCCCAAAUCUGACCAGCGUGAGAGUCACCUAUAACAACUUCGACCAGCCCUUCCCUUCGCUUGAGAGAUGCAGCAAGCUCGUCCAUCUCGACUUGAGCCAGAACUGGUUUCGCGGCCCACUCCCGGAGAACAUCUCCAUGAUCCUCGGUCAUCUCCCACUUCGCAGGUUGGAUCUCUCCUACAAUGCCUUCACUGGACCCAUGCCCGACGCUCUUGGAGAACUUCCCACCACCCUCCAGGAGCUCGUCCUCAGCGCAAAUCUCUUCACGAACUUGACCCCCAGCCUCGGCCGUCUCUCCAACCUCACCUUUCUCGACGUCUCGUCCAAUAUUAAUCUCCUCCGUGCCUCCAUUCCUCCCGAGCUUGGCAAUCUCACAAGGCUUGUCCGGCUGUAUCUGUUUAACUGCGGCCUCGUUGGAACCAUUCCACCCGAGCUAGGUGCCUUAAAAGAGCUCGAAGACCUCGAGCUCCAGUCCAACAAUCUCACCGGCAGCAUUCCUGUUGAGCUCAUGUACCUUCCUAAGCUGAAGAUGCUCGAGCUCUACAAAAACAAGCUCUCGGGUCAGAUUCCAUAUGAGAUUGGCAACCUCAUGCUGCUUACCGACUUGGAUGCCUCCGAGAACGCUUUAACUGGCAGCAUUCCUACACAGGUUGGAGGGAUAAAAAAUCUGCGGAUACUUCAUCUCCACUUGAAUCGCCUGACAGGGAGCAUCCCAGAAAGUCUUGCGGAUUUGGAAAACCUCGAAGAAUUCACAGCAUUCGCAAACAACCUGACAGGCAAAAUCCCCGAGUCCCUAGGAAAAAAAGCCAGGCUCAGCUACGUCACACUCUCACAAAACAAACUUACCGGAGGUGUGCCACCUUUCAUCUGCGGUGGAAAUGCUCUGCAAAACCUGAGCCUGUACGGCAACAUGCUGUCGGGAGGAAUUCCUGAGAGCUUCAGCGAUUGCAAAAGCUGGGUGCGAUUGAGGCUGCAAGACAACCAUCUCGAAGGCCCUGUUCCGCCAAAGCUCUGGGCCUCCCCCAACCUGACCGUCUUGGAGCUCUCUUCCAACAGGCUCAACGGCAGUGUGACUUCCGAUAUCAAGAACGCUGCACAGCUAGGAAUUCUGAGGUUGGAUGGUAACAAGUUCGAAAGUUUACCGGACGAGCUGGGAAACCUGCCGAACUUGAGCGAGUUGACGGCCUCGGAUAACGCAAUCUCCGGAUUCCAGAUUGGGAGCUGUGCCUCUUUGGAAGUUUUGAAUCUGUCUCACAAUCUUCUGUCCGGCGCUAUACCAGCAGAUAUCAGAAACUGCGUGAAGCUCAGUUCACUUGACUUCUCCGCAAACAGUCUGUCUGGCUCGAUUCCAUCGUCACUGGCUAGCCUUUCCAGGCUCAACAUGCUGGAUCUUUCCGACAACCACUUGAGUGGAGACGUUCCAUCUGCUCUGGGAAAUCUUCUGCUGUCCAGCUUGAACAUCUCCAAUAACAACUUGAGCGGCCGUAUUCCUGAGAGCUGGACUCGAGGCUUUUCGGCUGAUAGCUUCUUUGGAAAUCCUGAUCUCUGCCAAGACUCGGCAUGCUCCAAUGCAAGAACCACCAGCAGCAGCAGAACUGCCAACAGCGGUAAGAGUCGCUUCUCGGUUACACUGAUCUCGGUUGUUGUUAUCGUUGGAGCCGUCGUCUUGCUUCUCACUGGCACUCUCUGCAUCUGUUGGCGCCACUUCAAGCUCGUGAAACAGCCACCCCGUUGGAAAGUGAAAUCGUUCCAAAGGUUGUUCUUCAAUGAGUUAACUGUCAUCGAGAAGCUCGACGAGAACAACGUUAUCGGGAGUGGCCGGUCUGGGAAGGUGUAUCGAGUUGAUCUGGCAAGCGGACAUUCUCUAGCAGUGAAGCAGAUAUCACGAUCAGAUCAUUCCCUCGGUGAUGACUACCAGUACCAGUCCGAAGUCAGAACUUUGGGCCACAUAAGACACCGCAGCAUCGUCAGGCUGUUAAGCUGCUGCUGGAACGCUGAUACGGACCUGCUCAUCUUCGAGUAUAUGCCGAACGGCAGCCUGAGAGACGUCCUACACAGCAAGAAAGUCGCGAACCUGGACUGGAACACCCGCUACAGGAUCGCUUUGAGAGCAGCACAAGCUCUAUCAUACCUUCAUCACGAUUGCUCCCCGCCGCUCCUGCACAGAGACGUCAAGUCAGCCAACAUUCUGCUGGACGCUGACUACGAACCAAAGCUAGCAGACUUUGGAAUCACAAAGCUACUCAAAGGUAGCGACGACGAGACAAUGACCAACAUUGCAGGUUCCUACGGCUACAUUGCUCCAGAGUACACCUAUACCUUGAAGGUCAGCACGAAAAGCGAUACUUACAGCUUUGGAGUCGUCCUGCUGGAGCUAGUGACAGGCAAGAGGCCAGUUGACAGUGAAUUCGGAGACCUGGAUAUCGUCAGGUGGGUAAAAGGCAUAGUGCAAGCGAAAGGACCGCAAGUUGUUCUGGAUACCCGAGUGAGCGCCAGUGCACAGGACCAGAUGAUAAUGCUGCUCGACGUUGCUCUUCUUUGCACAAAGGCGUCUCCAGAGGAAAGAGCAACGAUGCGCCGGGUGGUGGAAAUGCUGGAAAAAAUACAGCCCGAAGCUUGUUACUCUCCAUGCACAAAGGAGGAAAUGUUCUCACCGGCAAGCACGUCUGGGUCGACGUCUCCAUGCAGCAUCCCAGAAUACGUGUGAGGUUCUUCGUCUUCAUUCGCUCGCCUUCGUGAUGGAGACAAAGCUCUCAAGGCCUUUCAUCUUGUCGUUAGAUGGCAAUCCUCCUUCCCGUAACUCUUACCCCUUCCAGGUUCUGUCUCGAAACUCGUAUACUCUAGAGAUUUCCUCUGCUUAUCUAGCUGCUGAUACUUCUUCAGCCCUUCUUUCUCUUCCACCUUGAGCCUUUCUUCAAUGUCCUGCACCUACUACAUAGUAUUACCUGUCUCUUUUUGCACCAAUUUCCUUACGAAGAUUCACAGACUUUCGUGAUGCAAUCUGAGACAUAAGUUGAGCGCCAUUGCCUAAAUGAUAGGUAUUUUUCUGCAGUA